Rhodofomes roseus is the source of this 621-nucleotide messenger RNA. RefSeq lists its product as uncharacterized. NCBI's taxonomy places the organism in Eukaryota, Fungi, Basidiomycota, Agaricomycetes, Polyporales, Fomitopsidaceae. The record is from RefSeq and is a predicted model, not a curated record. The coding region runs from base 1 to 621 and encodes 206 amino acids. The transcript is spliced from 2 exons.
AUGUAUCAUGACAAGCGGUUUCAGUUUGAGCAAUACUUUCCACUAGUUGCCUUCAAUCAUGAACAGAUCAAAAACAGUACAGCAGGAGGAUUUCUUCUUGCAGAGCAACAGAAAUUUCCAGACAUUGCCAAACGGAUACUGUCCAUUGAUGAAAGUGUGCUUGCACACCUGACAGAUAAGCUAAAGGACGGUCAUCAUUACAAGCCAGAGACACAGGCUGAGAAAGACUGCUACCAGCUCAUACAGGACAUUGACCAUGUUGCACAUAAAGUUCAGGGUUCAUUGACCAACAGAAAAUACAUGAGAAAUGAGAUAUGGGCUCUUACUUCAUAUCUUGGAGCACCCUCAUGGUUCAUUACAUUUGCACCAGCAGAUGUAAAACAUCCGCUUUGCCUGUAUUUUGCUGACACAAAUGAGACAUACAAGCCAGAACUAGUACUGGAUAGUGACACCCGUACAAGGUUAAUUGCUUCAAACCCAGUUGCUGGUGCACGCUUCUUCCAUGUUGUAGUGGAGCUAUUCAUCAAGCAUGUCUUAGGAGUGGGAGCUGCUCAUCCUGGGCUAUAUGGUGAAACUGCAGCAUGCUAUGGCACUAGACCGUAUCAUGGAUCCCAACUCUGA